Messenger RNA from Cylindrotheca closterium, 2649 nucleotides. The record is from the annotation of a GenBank genome assembly. Lineage: Eukaryota; Bacillariophyta; Bacillariophyceae; Bacillariales; Bacillariaceae.
AUGAAAUUCCCCACUGUCGACGCAGUCUCUUUUGAAAGUGCAGAGCCACCUGCGCGUAUGCAUCAAAGACCUUGUCUUUCACAAACCUAUUCUCCGCCAAUCAAAGCCAGAGUAUGCCCAAAUGAUGCUUUCAUGUAUCAAGAAAUGAUCUCCAACCAGCUCCAGCCAACUGACCCAUCCAUUCGGAAACACUCAGCUGUCAUCGUAGGUGCCGGACUGAGCGGACUUGCAGCCGCACGAGAACUCAAGAAGUCUGGUAUGACAGUGACAGUAUUAGAAUCAAGUGAUCAAUCAGGAGGAAGAUGUCACACCGUAAAACUUGCAGAGGGAGUAUAUGCAGAAGCCGGUGGAAUGCAACUCCCUACGUCUCAUAAGCUUAUGAUGGCUUUCAUCACCCUUUUCAGGUUGAAAUAUGCCAAGUUCGCAAACAUGAAGGACAAGAGCGGUUUGUUAUUUUUUGACGGCAAGAAGCGCUUCAUCAACGAAGAACUUGCUGAUCCUGAGAGCCUACUUGCCCAAGUUGUGCAGAAGUGGGACAAAUCAAUUGGUCGCAUUUGUACUAUGCUGAGCAAUGGCAGCAUCACCUGGGAUGACGUCCGUAGAAAAUACUGUGGAAAGAGCCUCCAUGAGUUCUUGCUUGAGGAGAAGUGGUGCGAAGAGCUCAUACAAGGCUUUUCCAAAUUCGGUGUUGGACUAGGAGCCUAUGGAUCAAUCCUUGAGCUCUCUUUGUUGGAGAUCAUCCGUCUGUUUGUCUCUGAGGAUGGUUACGAAGCCAAGAACGUACAGUUGGUAGGUGGAAUGGAGACUUUGACAAAGGGCUUCUUGUUUGAUAAAGCGGUACCACUCAAGGAGUCCAUUGUCUACAACUUCAAAGCCGCAUCUGUUACUUGCAAUGAAGUGUCAGGCAAAUUCACUAUUGCCAGCCUUGAUUAUUCAGUCACAUACGAGAGCGACUUCGUUGUGAUGUCGGCGCCAUUGCCAGCGUUACAGUCCAUCCACUUUUGGCCCCCCUUCCGUGUGGAACUGCAAGAGGCUGUCAUGAAUACCCAUUACAUCAAUGCAAUCAAAAUAUUUCUUGUGACCAAGUCAGCCUUUUGGUUGGCUCACGGUGUCAAUGGAAUGGUAGUCUUGGACCUCACAGUGCAAAACACGUACUUUGUACGGGAAGAAUUAACUUGUGGAAAGGGUCUGAUCAUUGCCUCCUACACAUUGGAAAAUCAGGCCGAAAAGUUUUUUGGGCUAAGUGCUGAAGAGCAGAUUCAAGUCGCAGUGGAAGAGCUGAAGACUAUCUUUCCCGAGAUGGAAACAUCUUUUGAAUCAGGAUUUGUGCAUCUCGGUCUUGUCGAUGGUGUUGGAUUGAAGGACCCAAUUCAGCUUGUCCUAGUUCCAGCACCCUCCAUGAAACGAGAGCGCAAAGCAACUAUGUUCUUCAAAUCAAAGAAUUGCCACUGCGUUUUGAUUCCAAGACACUUUGUUUCUUAUCAAGUUGAGUUUGUCAUGCCAGAAGACAAUAAUUUUGGUCAAUCCAACACGGUUAGAAGAGAUGGCGACAAAUCAAACAGAGACAAAGUUCUUGCAUUCCUCUCCUCGCCGUUGAACAUGGUCAAGUGGACAGGACAUCGAGCAAUAUCUUAUUCCAACAAGAAAGGAGAUUUUGUUGAGACUCGUCUGGGUCCAAUGGGAGAGUUGGUUUCCAGUGUUCUUUGUGUUAGUGUUGAGGUUUUGGUGCCCACGCUUCUGCCAGAAGUUAUUUUGGCAAAAAUUAAGAGAAUCGUUUUGCUUGCGUUGGAUCUUCUCAAGGCACUGCUGGAGGGAAAUGAGAUGAAUGUCAUAUCUGAUCUUGUCCAUCACGGCAUACAAGCCCACCACUUGAGCAUCUACAAUGCCACUCCAAGAAGUAUCCUCCCAACAAAUGCCGGAGAGAAGUUUUUGUUCGAGGGCCAGAUAUUGCGCCAAGGGGAGCUAUUUGACACUUUUUCCACGGCCUUUGCGCUCACAAUUAGGACUAAACCCGUGGCAGCACUCUGUCCUAUUGGAGUUGUGGACAUCCCCGGAGCUGUUGCCAUUGCCAAUGCGUACAACUUGCCCUUGGCUGUUCGUGGGUCUAAGGUCAGUCAUUUGGCAGGAGGUCAAGCUCAUUCACAUCACGGGUUUGUGCUUGACAUGUCCAAGCUUGCCUCGGUUGAGAUUUUGGACAACCAACUCGUAAAGGUCGGAGCUGGUACGUACUGGGAUGAGGUAGUUUGGCAAACACUUGGACAAGGGUUGAUGCCACCUGUUGUUAAUGAUUACCAAUUCUUGAGCGUUGGGGGUACAAUAAGCAUGGGAGGAGUGGGGUUCAUGUUACAUCGCUUUGGAGUACAGGCUGCGAAUGUGGAGGAAAUGGAGGUUGUAACAGGAUGCGGCAGCACUGUCGUUUGUAAUCCCAAUCAAAAUUGUGAUCUCUUUGAUUCAGUACGAGCCGGCCUUGGGCAGUGUGAUAUUAUCACUUCUGUUACAUUGCCUCUUGUGCCUGCUCCAAAACGAAUUGCUCUAUUCAAGCUCUUCUAUGAUGCAAAGGACGCUGAUUCCUUUGUGAAUGCUAUGAAGCGAUUCAGUGAACAUGAGGAAAUUGACAACAUUCAAGCUUUUCCAAGCCUUGUACCGUGA